Molecule: messenger RNA, 2719 nt
Organism: Panonychus citri (citrus red mite)
Lineage: Eukaryota; Metazoa; Arthropoda; Arachnida; Trombidiformes; Tetranychidae
Product: sarcalumenin-like
Molecular function (GO): GTP binding
Source: RefSeq, a predicted model, not a curated record
UAACGGCUUCGAUUCAACAAUUAAAGAGUAACAAUUUAACAUUCGAAUUCAAUUAGUGAAACGAGAUUAUGGUUACACCGAGAACUUGGCCUUCGGUGUUGUGCCUACUUUUCAUUGUAGCUGCAUCAUUAUCGACACCAGGCCAAGUUUAUAGCUCCGAAGUCGAGGUAAAAGACGAUGCUACGAAAACUGAAUGCCGAAAGCACAUUGAAGAGGCUCUCAAUAAAUAUUGGGAUCAAGAAACUGGAACUUACCAAACUCUGGAUGGAUCCAAGGUAGCUGACGAAAAUUCACCAGAAACGGACCACACUACGAUAACUGCCGAACCUGAAGUGACUACGAUUGAAAAACCUUGUGAAGAUGAUGACAAUGAUGGUAUUUGCAAUGAAGAUGAGGUCGAAGAGAUACCAGAGCCUGUGGCUCAGAUUCCAGAGAUCGUUUCACCAGCAGCUACUGGUGAAAAAUCAGAAUGUCCAGAUGAAGAUGGAAACGGAAUUUGUGAUGAGAAUGAAGCCAAAGAGGUUGAGGAAAAGAAAUCAAAUGAAAAGGUUAAGGAUGUCACUGAGAAUAAUGAAAUUGAUGAAGGUGAUGAUGAAGAGGAUGAAAGAGAAGCCAGAAAAUCAUUAAAGAAAAAGAAAAAGGAUCGAAAACGUUCCAAGUAUGAUGAGGAUGAGGAUGAAGAAGAUGAUAGUGUAGCUAAGCGAAGAUCAAAAAAGAGGAAACAACGAGUUGAAGAAGACGAAGAUGAAGACGAGGAAGAAACUUCAAAGAGAAAGAAGAGGAAAAGUAAAUCUCGAAAACAGAUGAUUGAUGAUGAAGAUGAGGACGAACAGUUAGACGAAGAAGAGGAAGACAGAAGUUCAAGGAAACGUCGACGACAGGAAGAGAAGGAAAAAGACGAAGUGAAACAAGAAAAAAUGGAAGAGAAAACAAAAGAGCAAGUAAAAGAAGAGGUUAAGGUCAAGGAAGAGCCGAAAAUUCCUGAACCAGUUGCGGUUCCAACACCAGUUGAACCUGUGGCUGUUGUCGAGCCCGAGCCCGAACCCGAAACAACACCAAUGACUUCAGGACACUCACAUGUAGACGAGAUUCUUAAACUCGGUGAGAUCGGAUCAAAAGAGGACGUUGCCGAGCAAAAUUUGAUUCUUUCCAUCUUCCGAGAUCUGAAAAAGAUUUAUACUACAUCAAUUAAACCAUUGGAAUCAAUGUAUAAAUAUCGUGAGAUAUCAACCCGAGUAAUAAGUGACGCUGAAAUCUUUGCCAGACCGAUGGUUCUCAUCCUUGGACCAAAGGGAAGUGGUAAAACAUCAUUGGUCAAUUAUCUACUAGGACUUCAGGCAACUCCUUGGCAAUUAAAUACAGGAAUAUCUACAAGUUAUCCUCAUUUCACAUUAUUGGUCCAAGGAGAUGCUUUCACUAAAUUAAGUCCCACUGAACUUUCAGCCGAUUUCACCUUCUCCGGACUUCAACAAUUUGGUCAACAUUUUGUUGAACAUCAUCUUCAAGCCUUUAAAAUGCCUCUUGAUGUCUUACAAAAGAUGACAAUUGUUGAUUGUCCAGGUUUUAUUGAUGAAAGUCUCAUGCCAAAGGAACCAGGUAAAGGUAUUGACAGUGAAGUUUAUCAAUGGUUUAUUGAUAGAAGUGAUGUUAUCUAUAUUAUGAUUGACGUUAAUCAACUUCAUUUAACGAGUAACCUUCACUCCCUAUUGGAACAAUUAAGAGGACGUGAUGUAAGGUUUGUCAUUUCCAAAUCUGAUUCUGUAACUCAUUCACAAAUUGUUACCUUAAUUGGACAAUUAUUAUGGGCCUUAUCUCCUCUUAUGACCAACAAUCAACCACCACAAGUUUUUGCCUUAACAACUCAAAUGGAAACCUAUGAGCCUUUCCUUGAUAUCCAAGAACAGGAAUGGCUUCAAGAUUUAUCCGAUCAAGUUUCUGGAUUAGCUCGUGUUGAAUCUCAUAUUGCUGAGGUUCGUCGACAUGCAGUUCGAGUUCGUAAUCAUGCCAAAAUAAUCGACUGUUACCUGGCCACAUAUUAUCGAAACAAAGGAUUAUUUAUGUUUGGAACGUCAGCUAAAAAGUUUGCCUCUGAAAUCACCGAGAAUCCACAACAAUACCGUGUAUUUAGCGGUGCCCUUGCAGCUCAAGCUCAGAAUAUCUCAAGAUACGAUCUACCAGAUCCUGAAUUAUAUCGUGAUUUCUUCCGAUCAAAUAAUCUUCUCGAUUUUCAACAAUUAUCUGCAACUUGUUCAUUCUUCCGAGGAUGUCCAUUGGAUAAAUUAGAUGUUGCCAUUUCCUAUCAACUUCCAGAUUUAGUCUCUAAGUACAAGAGGCUAACUAAACAUAAAACCAAUUAAGAAUAUAAACAAAAAAAAAUGCAAACAACAAGCAAAUAAAACAAUUAAAAGCAAGAGAACGACAAUAAUUGUUUCAAAAUUGAAAACAAAUUGAUUCGAAAAGGGAAAAGGAGGAAAAUCGUUCAAAAGUUACAAAUAUCUUUCAUCUUCUUACCUCUCUCUCUCAUCUUUCCCUUCAAUUUACACUCCCAACACCCAUUUCCACCCAACAGAACCCACCUCGAUCUCAUUCCCUAUUAUUUUCUCUCUCUCUCUCUCUCUCUCUUCAAAUCGUCUAACGUUUUUUGCAUAGAAUGACAAAUCCUAGACAACGGGAAAUCAAAAGCCUUCCAAAUGAAAAAUAAAUUAUCUUCCUUGUUACA